GGAGCGUCCCAGGAUGAAGGCCUCGGGACAAAAGCAGUUCCGUAGACGCCCCAAGGCUGGGCGUCGAGUGACUGCAGGCGGAGGUCACCAGCGGCCGCUCCCCGGAAGCCACCCACGGACCGCACGCGCCCCUGCACGCGGAGGGGGCCCGGGCUCCACGGGCGAGCGGCGACCCUGUCUCCCGAAGAGGGCGCGGCCUGCCCUGCGCGCCUCAGCCCGGGGUGCCGGCGUCUGGGCCCGCACCGCCAAGUCUCUCUCCGGAGGGGAAGGGAUGGUCGGGUUUACCCCAUGUCCCUUCCUUUGACCGCUCCCUCAAGAGCGCCCCGGGACACCACGCCCGUGGCUCAGCCUCCCCCGCCCCGCGCUGCCCUCUCCUCAGGGCCAGGCAGCAGGCUCCCGAGCGCCCACAGCCCCGGGCUGCGGCCCGGCCCACAACCGUCACCUCAGGCGCCUCAGGCGCUCAGCAUUGCUGGGCGGGGCAAGGGCACCACCGGGAGCAUGCGCAGAGCGCCCGUUUCACCCAUCGCGCAUGCUCACACACCUACCCCGCCCCCACGCUGCGUGCCUCCCCUGUGUUCCGCCACGCCCGCCAUGGCGGCGGCCCCGGCCGGCUCUGGCCCCGCCCCUCGGUGACGCGCUGCGAGUCACCUGACGAGGCUGCGGGCUGAGAAGACACAAGGGAAGUAGCUAUCGCCAGAGUCGGAUUCGCCGCCGCAGCCGCCGCCGCCCCCAGGAGCCGCCGGGACCCUCGCGUCGUCGCCGCCGCCGCCCAGAUCCCCGCACCAUGCCGUCGGAGAAGACUUUCAAGCAGCGCCGCACCUUCGAACAAAGAGUAGAAGAUGUCCGACUUAUUCGAGAGCAGCAUCCAACCAAAAUCCCGGUGAUAAUAGAACGAUACAAGGGUGAGAAGCAGCUUCCUGUCCUGGAUAAAACAAAGUUCCUUGUACCUGACCAUGUCAACAUGAGUGAGCUCAUCAAGAUAAUUAGAAGGCGCUUACAGCUCAAUGCUAAUCAAGCCUUCUUCCUGUUGGUGAACGGCCACAGCAUGGUCAGCGUCUCCACACCAAUCUCAGAGGUGUAUGAGAGUGAGAAAGAUGAAGAUGGAUUCCUGUACAUGGUCUAUGCCUCCCAGGAGACGUUUGGGAUGAAAUUGUCAGUGUAAAACUAGAAAAAUACAUCUAUUCUAGAAUUUUUUAAACCCUUACCAAGGAAAAAAAAGGGAUGUUACCAACUGAGAUGGAUCAGUUCAUCUAAUCACAGAUCAUCCAACAGUAGUGUUCCCACCUAGGAGUGUUAGGAAGUUGUGUUUGUGUUUCAAGCAGAAAACUGAGCUCCAAGUGAGCAUGUUCAGCUUUGGAAACUAUAUUAUUUAAUGUAGGCUAGCUUGUUUUCAGAUUUUAAAAAUUUAAAAAUAAAAUACUUUGCAUUCUAAGUUGCCAAUAAAAUACACCUUCAAGUUAUUUUAAUGCUCUUUUCUCACUAAUAGGAACUUGCAAUUCCAGGAGUAAUAUAAAGGCUUUCAGAGAGACCCUGAGUCUUCUCUUCAGGUUCACAGAACCCGCCGCCUUUUCGGGUAGAAGUUUUCUACUCAGCUAGAGAGAUCUCCCUAAGAAGAUCUUUAGGCCUGAGUUGUGAAGCGUAACCCCCGCAAAAUGCAUUUGCCAUCAGAGUUGGCACAAAUGCAGGGUAAAUGAGGUGUAAGAAAACGGCCCUGACUGUAAACUGCUGGAGGUCCCCAGCUUCUAACAGAACCACACCCAAAGUCCACACUCUUGCAGGGGUAGACAUUUCUGGUUUGUUCUCUAGAUAGUUACACACAUAAAGACUCCACUCAAAAGGAAACUUGAAUAAUUUAUAAUUUUGAUCUAGUUUCUUAAAAGACCCUGGAGAAAGAGUGGCAUUUCUUCUGUUUCAGGUUUUAAGUUCAAACUGGUGCCUGUGUUGUUACGGAAAGCAGCAGAGUACCAGUGUCAUUCUGGAAGAUAGCGGUAGAAACCACAAAAUGGUGUACCUGAAAGCAUUAACAUUCAGACACACUCGCUUCUGCCUUCUGGCUUAAAGCUAUGGAUGAUUCAUGUUUUUUAGUGUUAAAUGUAUAACUCGAUAUUACUGAAAAGGUUCCCACAUUUUGAAUAGUAGUUGUCACUGUUAGGUCAGCCAGCCAUCAGAAUUCUCCCACACUAAGUGCAUGUCAGUUGUGGAGAAAACAUAGCAAAAAGAGCCAUACGCUCUUUACAGAUACUAAUGUCAAGAGUUAAACCUCCUCAGGUUCAACCUGUGAUAAAAGACCAGUGCUUCCCACUACCUGCAUGUGGUUCGCUUUUAUAAUUUUCUUGGGAGUAUCACAGGAAAAUCACAGUUACACCACUUUAGACCCUAUGUGUAGCAGGUCACAACUUCCCCUUGUGUGUGUAGAUGUGUAUGGAACACCUGUGUACAUUAGUGAAAGCUGUUUACUGUAACGGGGAAAACCAGAUUCCUUGCAUCUGGGCCCUCUACUGAUUGUUAAAGGAGUUCCUGUCACCUGCUCUCCCCCAGUGCAUGCGUCUGUCCACCUGGCUAACUUUUAAUAUGUGUAUUUUUACAUUAUGUAAAUUCUUAACUGGCCUGUCUCAUUUAGACUGUAUACAUCAUAUCUGACAUUAUUGUAACUACUGUGUGAUCAGUAAGAUUCCUAUAAGAAAUACUGCUUUUUUAAAAAAAAAAAAAAAAAAAGUAACAUGCUGAGGGGUGACCUAUAUCCCAUGUGAGUGGUCACUUUAUUUAUAGGAUCUUUAAAACAAGUACAUUUUUAAUGAACUAAGUUGAAUAAAGGCACAAUUAAAAACUCA
Chlorocebus sabaeus (green monkey) is the source of this 2831-nucleotide messenger RNA. RefSeq names its product microtubule associated protein 1 light chain 3 beta (gene MAP1LC3B). The record is from RefSeq and is a predicted model, not a curated record. NCBI's taxonomy places the organism in Eukaryota, Metazoa, Chordata, Mammalia, Primates, Cercopithecidae.